Messenger RNA from Coregonus clupeaformis (lake whitefish), 522 nucleotides. Its product is annotated as keratin-associated protein 4-1-like. NCBI's taxonomy places the organism in Eukaryota, Metazoa, Chordata, Actinopteri, Salmoniformes, Salmonidae. The transcript has a single exon. The record is from RefSeq and is a predicted model, not a curated record. Bases 1 to 522 code for a protein of 173 amino acids.
AUGGUCUUUAAAACAAAAUACCUGCACCAUGCCAGAAGACCUGCACCAUGCCAGAAGACCUGCACCAUGCCAGAAGACCUGCACCAUGCCAGAAGACCUGCACCAUGCCAGAAGACCUGCACCAUGCCAGAAGACCUGCACCAUUCCAGAAGACCUGCACCAUGCCAGAAGACCUGCACCAUGCCAGAAGACCUGCACCAUGCCAGAAGACCUGUACCAUGCCAGAAGACCUUCACCAUGCCAGAAGACCUGCACCAUGCCAGAAGACCUGCACCAUGCCAGAAGACCUGUACCAUGCCAGAAGACCUGCACCAUGCCAGAAGACCUGCACCAUGCCAGAAGACCUGCACCAUGCCAGAAGACCUGUACCAUGCCAGAAGACCUGCACCAUGCCAGAAGACCUGCACCAUGCCAGAAGACCUGCACCAUGCCAGAAGACCUGCACCAUUCCAGAAGACCUGCACCAUGCCAGAAGACCUGCACCAUGCCAGAAGACCUGCACCAUGCCAGAUAUGGAGUUGA